Messenger RNA from Rhinolophus ferrumequinum (greater horseshoe bat), 1120 nucleotides. It is a transcript of the gene SLC51B, whose product is annotated as solute carrier family 51 subunit beta. Bases 617 to 1069 code for a protein of 150 amino acids. The transcript has 5 exons. Gene Ontology annotation, biological process: bile acid and bile salt transport. Gene Ontology annotation, molecular function: transmembrane transporter activity; protein heterodimerization activity. The record is from RefSeq and is a predicted model, not a curated record. Lineage: Eukaryota; Metazoa; Chordata; Mammalia; Chiroptera; Rhinolophidae. Gene Ontology annotation, cellular component: plasma membrane.
CGGAUCCUCCCAAGCCUAUUCCACUGGGCUAGCAAGAGGGUCUGGAUAUUUACUCUUACUUGAGGCCAACAUAUAAGAAGGAAAGUAUUGGGUUGCUGGUUCUUUCAAAUUGUGAGAGUUGGGUGGAGCCUGUUUGCUGUCUGAGGCCACUCAUUCAAGAGGUCAGUCACCCCAGAGUAGCAGAGAAGGCUCCAGGCCUGGGUGUGUGAUAAGAGCAGAGCUACCAGAUGGGCUGGGCCGCCACAGGCUGCAGCACUGCCCUCCAGGUGACAGCCCUGCAGAGCACUCAGGUGCAAAGACCAUCCAGCGCUCCUGUGAGAGGAGGAAGAAGACACAUAGAAAUCAGUGUCGCUCCCAACAGUAGAUCAAGGCAGGCCCCCGGCACCCAGGACCCAGGGCACUCCUGCAUCUGAGAAAGGACAGAAAGUCACAACCCUUCUUAGCAAGUGCUCUGGAGAGGCUGUUGGAGCUGGAAACAAGACUACAUUGAUUAGCCAUCCCUGGGUCUGCAGGGCGUUGCUCAGGAACCAGAAUCUAGGAGGCCAGAAGGGCAGCUGGGGAGUGAAGAGGCCUAAGGACUUCAUUGUCAGAAACGUCCCAUAAUCAGAAGUGGGGCAUGGACCACAGUGAGGAAGUUACCCAAGCCCUAGCUGGCUCUGCAGUGCCUCAGGAGCUGCUGGAAGAAAUGCUUUGGGUUUUUCGGGUAGAAGAUGCUUCUCCUUGGAAUAUUUCCAUUUUUGUCUUGAUGGGCGUGGUGAUCGUGAUAAGCAUUGUCCUCCUGGAAAGGAGCAUCAAGGCAAACAGAAAUCAAAAGAUGCAGCCAUCAGAAAAACAAACUCCAGAAGCCCUACAUUUGGCGGAGGCCGGAACCAAAGACGACAACAGUCUGAACAUUCUAAGAGAGACGUUGCUCUCAGAAAAGCUCAAUGUACACCCGGUGGAAGUUGAGUUAAAAGAGAGGCGUGCAUCACAGGCUCUCCUCGCAGACCCACAAGGAUCUGAGAGUGAGAACGCGGACCAGUGCCCCAUGUCGUUAGCAGCUGAAAUGAAAGAACUGCCAGCAAACUAAAAUUGUGUCAUGAAAAGAAAUGCCUUUUUAUUAAAAUGCUUCCGGAUAUGG